UGGAUUGGUAUAGGGCUAUGUGCCGGUGAUAGGAGAGAGAGAGAGAAAAGGAGAGGACUCUAAGAAAGGAGUAGGGCUGUGCAUUCGGCAUGGUGGAGGAAAAAAAGUGUAACUAAACAACAACGACACAACAAUGGCCAAUACGCACGUGGUGUGCGAGAAUGUGAAGUCUGAAGAAACAGAGGUAGAUGUUGCUGAGCCAUUGCAUUUGAACGAUGUUGAAGAUGACGGAGAGGUAGUUGCUGGGUGGGACCAUGAGGUCCGGCGGACAUGGCGAUGGACUGCACAUGAGCAUCAAGUAAGCAAGGAAAAUGGUGACCUUGGGCAGUUCACUGGAUCCCCCGCACGUAAUGACAAUAUGGGCAGGAGAGUUUCUGGGGAGUCAGCACAUCAACGUCAUGGAGGGCGUGGAUCAAGUUCUGGCCAACCUGUAAGACAAAGUGUUGGAUCUGAACAUAGCAUAGAACGGUCACCACUUCAUCCGCAUCAUCAAGCACAGAUCGUGGGAAAAGGUAGUGCAUCUCCUUCCUGGGAAGGAAAGAACUCGUAUGAUGGUAGCCACGGCACUCCUGGAAGAUCAAGAUUGAAGCCUCGAGGCGAUGAGACUCCCGAUAGAGGUGCCGCAGGUGUGGGUAAUCAGCCAUCUUAUCCCAAUGCACGGAAGCAAAACUCAGCUCGUCGAGUAAAUGGAGAAAGAGGGAAGCUGCUGCCAUGGUGAGGAAGGUGAUGGCGAAGAUUCUAGCGGACUAGGUUGAGGUCCGGCGGGCGGCCAAGGCGAGGUUGCCGCCCGCCGGUGAAGCGAGAAAUACUAAGGUCUUAACCUUGCUCUGAUACCAUGU
Messenger RNA from Camellia sinensis, 839 nucleotides. RefSeq lists its product as uncharacterized. The record is from RefSeq and is a predicted model, not a curated record. NCBI's taxonomy places the organism in Eukaryota, Viridiplantae, Streptophyta, Magnoliopsida, Ericales, Theaceae.